Molecule: messenger RNA, 3811 nt
Organism: Pseudoliparis swirei
Lineage: Eukaryota; Metazoa; Chordata; Actinopteri; Perciformes; Liparidae
Gene: prrc1
Product: proline-rich coiled-coil 1
Exons: 9
Coding region: 545-1828 (427 amino acids)
Biological process (GO): activation of protein kinase A activity
Cellular component (GO): cytoplasm
Molecular function (GO): protein kinase A regulatory subunit binding
Source: RefSeq, a predicted model, not a curated record
GCGUCGGCGGUUUGUUCAUGGGAGCGCAGAGCUAGGUACUGUUAGCAGGUCAGUGGCCAAGAUUACUUCUCCUACUUGUCAAAUAAAAGUAAAGUAAACCGCUGCUGGACAAUUAGACACGUCACGAAUCUCCUUCUUACGUCUCCCUUGUUUGCUGGAGCCGUGUGCAAAACGUUACAGCUGCGCGCGCUGCCAGCUAGCUCGCGCUGAAUACCAGUUCUCUACGGUCCCGAGAGUCGCGUCGCGUAUGAACACCGUCCGGGACACGCGUCGCUUCUAGCUCCCUCUCUCCGUGAGACGAGCCCGCCACGGAGACGACCUGAACCCGGGACGAGCUGCACACAGAGCCGCCAACACGGGAGCCCAGAAGUCGACGGUUCAACCAGAGAGCGGCUGCGUCUCUGGUCGUUUAUGAGAAGUUAUUCACAACUACACGGCACAUAUCUGUGGAGUAAUACUUCCGUAAUUUCAUUUGAUCCUGAUCCUGAGCGCCUGGUUGCAGCUCUGCUGUGGUUGAAGCGUGAGGUUUAAUAAAGCAGAAAAGAUGAUGGAAGAGAGCGGCAUUGAGACGACGCCUCCGGCCAGCCCGACGGCCGUGUCCGCGGCGGCCGCCCCCCCGCCGAUAACCCGAGGUCUGUCCAGCCCUCUGUCCCCCCCCGGCUCCGUCGGCCCCCCCUCCUCCGCCGCCGCUCUCGGCCCCCCUCCCUUCGUCCCCGCCUUCAGCAGCCCCCUCGCCCCUCCCCCCUCCCUGUCGGGCCACUUCCCCCCUCCCUCCGCCCACGCCUCCCCCUACACCAGCGGCGCUCACCACUUUCCUCCAUCCCCCUCCCUGCCUCCCCCGCCCUCCUCCGGGGGACCGCCUCCCCUGUCGGCCCCUCCCUCGGGCCCGCCCAUGUCCACCUUCUCCAUGAGUGCGCGAUACGACAUCACGCGGGGUCACGCCGGUCGGACGCCGCAGACGCCGUUGAUGCCGACGUUCUCCGGCCCCAACGCCAUGCCGGGCGUGUCGAACCCCAUGGUGCAGCAGCCAGCCAUGAGCGGGGGCUUCGGGGCGGCGUCCGCCAUCACGUUCCCCGAGGAGCAGGAAGACCCCCGGGGGCCAGAGCAGAGCAGCACUGGGGGAGGCAUCUGGGGCUUCUUCAAGGGAGUGGCCAGUAACCAGGUGGUGAAGACGGUCCUGGACAAGACGAAGCACUCUGUGGAGUCCAUGAUCACCACGCUGGACCCGGGCAUGGCGCCGUACAUCAAGUCCGGCGGGGACAUCGACAUCGUGGUGACCUCCAACAAGGAGGUGAACGUGGAGGCGGUCCGAGACGCCUUCCAGGAGGUCUUUGGGAUGGCGCUGGUCACCGCAGAGCCCGGCCAGUCCAACAUCGCCCCGCAGCCCGUGGGCUACGCCGCCGGGGUCAAGGGCGCUCAGGAGCGCAUCGACAGCCUGCGCCGGGUCGGCGUGAUCCACGAGAAGCAGCCGGUCGUCUCUCUGGAAAACUUCAUCGCUGAGCUGUUCCCUGACAAGUGGUUUGACAUCGGCUGUCUGGUCCUGGAGGACCCGGGUCACGGGGUCCGGAUCGAGGUCUUCACCCAGGCGACUCCUCUGGCUCUGGACCACGUCCAGCAGGCCCAGUCCCUGACCCCCCCCGACUACAGCCUGCGCUGGUCGGGCCUCAUCGUCACGGUGGGCGAGGUUCUGGAGCGCAGCGUGCCCAACACCACCCGGGCCGACUGGCACCAGGCCGUGACGGGCAUGACGCAGCGCCAGAUGAUCCACAGCGCCGCCAAAGCUCUGGCUGGACUCUACAAGCGGCAGCUGCCCCCCCGCACCGCGUGAGGGCCCGGUGGGUCCACAGUGGGUCCACAGUGGGUCCACAGUGGUCCACGUACUGGGAGGACUGGGGGAGGAAGAGGCCGGCGUGUCGGGCGGCGAGGUUCCUCAAAGCCUCAAAGCCUCAAAGCCUCGAUGCCUCGAUGCCUCAAACCCAAACACACAUUUCUCUUGAGGAUAUUUUCCUGACGGUUCAACGAAGGAAUCUCCUCGUCCCGCUCCCGAAGGUUACACCGUUUACACGACGCCCGGAUCUCUGUGUUCUUGUUCUGUUUAUUGACGCUCGUGGUUGUUGUUCAUGGACCUGGUUCUGUGUUUAUGGACCAACGGGCCUCACGGGUCCAACAUGCGGCUUCCUUUGGGGGAAAGAGAGCCGACCAACAUGUGGGAACCUGGAAGCUGAGACGUGGCCCAAUGACUCUGAAUAUAAAGUGGACCUGGUCUUAUGGGUGGUUCUGAGUGGACCUGGUCUUAGGUGGGUGGUUCUGAGUGGACCUGGUCUUAGGUGGGUGGUUCUGAGUGGACCGGGUCUUAGGUGGGUGGUUCUGGUCCUCCGUAGUGCCUGUUGCAGCGUGUCGUCUCCGUGGCAUCAGGACCCGACACUUUUAAAGGGAGCUUAUUGUGAACCGUGUGGCGUGGGAACCGGGAACCAACCCGACCCGGUCGGUUCUUGUGGUGCCAGGAUCCGAUAACAUGCGGCUCAAUAAGCCACGCCCCCUUGGCGCCCCGACUUGUCUUCAAUCUUUAAUGUUCUCUACUGACCAGCAGGGGUAGAUUGUAUGUAUAAAAUAUAUAUAUAUGUGUAUAUUUAUAUAUAUGUGUGUGUGUAUAUACAGGACUGUCUCAGAAAAUUAGAAUAUUGUGAUAAAGUUCUUUAUUUUCUGUAAUGCAAUUUAAAAAAACAAAAAUGUCAUGCAUUCUGGAUUCAUUACAAAUCAACUGAAAUAUUGCAAGCCUUUUAUUCUUUUAAUAUUGCUGAUUAUGGCUUACAGCUUAAGAAAACUCUAAAAUCCUAUCUCAUAACAUUUUAAUAUUUCCUCAGACCAAGUAAAAAAAAAGAUUUAUAACAGCUGAGUGUUUGUCAAGGCUCAGGAAACCCUUGCAGGUGUUUCCAGUUAAUUAGACAAUUCAAGUGAUUUGUUUAAUACCCUACUAGUAUACUUUUUCAUGAUAUUCUAAUAUUUAGAGAUAGGAUAUUUGAGUUUUCUUAAGCUGUAAGCCAUAAUCAGCAAUAUUAAAAGAAUAAAAGGCUUGCAAUAUUUCAGUUGAUUUGUAAUGAAUCCAGAAUGCAUGACAUUUUUGUUUUUUUAAUUGCAUGACAGAAAAUAAAGACCUUCAUCACAAUAUUCUAAUUUUCUGAGACAGUCCUGUAUAUAUGUGUGUGUGUGUGUGUAUAUAUAUAUACAAAGUCCCCUUUUAAAGAGCCAGUCAAAAUGUUUCUACAGAUCUUGUUUUUAUUUCCUCAUGUAAAUAAUUUCUUUCUUUAACUUGUUCGAGGGCCCCUUUAUUUACCCCCCCCCCCCCCCCUCCUGUAUUCCUCACGCCAAAUGUAUGUAAUAAUUAGCGGAGCUCGUUAUGAAGCUCUGGAGCUCAAACUGGCUCCUUGUUCUGGAGCCGAUGAUCUCAACUGGGACCAACACGGCGUCGCUCUGCUUUCUGUCUGCAUGUCGUGAUCCUCUGACUCCAUCUCGGUGUGGAGUGUCUGAGGGCUGCAUGAUGUUUUAUAUACUACCGAUUGGUUUUAAACAUUCGUUGAUUCUUACUAGUUUUAAUUCAAACUAUUUGCACAUCAUUCCCUCCGUGUGUACGUACGGCUGCACUCAUUGGCCGACGACUCCUUCUGACCUGACAGCUGAGCUGUGAUUGGAUAAGAAGGAUGCAUUAAUAUCUGGAACGCCGUGAGGAGAAGUCUGAGUUGAGUGAAGUCCUUGUGUGUCGGUUCCCCUCGAUGUGCCUUUUUACACGACUAAUAAAUCACUUUUCCAUGCC